This is a messenger RNA of Exophiala aquamarina CBS 119918, 753 nucleotides long. RefSeq lists its product as uncharacterized. The coding region runs from base 1 to 753 and encodes 250 amino acids. The record is from RefSeq and is a predicted model, not a curated record. NCBI's taxonomy places the organism in Eukaryota, Fungi, Ascomycota, Eurotiomycetes, Chaetothyriales, Herpotrichiellaceae. The transcript has 2 exons.
AUGUCUAAUAUCGUUCUUAUCACAGGUGCCAGCCGUGGCCUGGGAAAUGGCCUCCUCAAAAGAUAUCUCAAACUUCCUAACCACACCGUCAUCGCGGCCAACCGCAACCCUGACCAUCUCACCUCCAAAGAGCUCUUAAAGCUCCCUACUGCAGAUAGCAGCAGACUGAUCAUAAUCAAGAUAGAUGGUCGCAUCUGGCAGGAUGCCUUCACUGCUGUCGAAACACUCAAAACCCACGGCAUUCAACAUCUUGACAUUGUCAUUGCCAAUGCUGGCGUGGCUUAUUGCUACCCCACAGUUGCAGAGCUGAGAGAGAUUGACUUCGCUGCCCAUAUGGAGACCAACGCAUAUGGCGUGGUUUCAUUGUAUCAGGCUGUACGUCCGCUUUUGCAGAAGUCGACUAGGGAACCCAUCUUUGUACCUAUGGGGACCACUGCCAGCAGUCUAACUGCUCGACUUCCGUUCCCUAACGCUGCUUAUGGACCGUCCAAGGCGGCGGCUGCCUGGUUGACUAUUCAGAUCAACGACGAGGAUAAAUGGCUACAUACGUUUGCACUGGUGCCAGGCUGGGUGCACACCGAUAUGGGGGAUUGUGGAGCGGCGGCCUUCAACGUCGAUGCAGAAACAGUGAAAGCAUUAAUGAUCGAUGUAGACACAUCCUGCAACGGCAUAAUGCAGGUGCUAUCUACGACAACUAAGGCUGAGCACGGCGGAAAGUUGGUGGUGUACGAUGGAACCACACUUUCUUGGUGA